UCUCUCUCUCUCUCUCUCGACGUUUUCAAGCUCUCCCCAUUGACGCUCUGCCCCUCCCACGCUCCCACUUCCCUCGAAACAGUGGGCGACGGGACCAAAGGCCUUGUCGUCUUAUGCCUGCUUUGUCAAAAAUCACAUACCAAACGAAGGAUGCCAUAGGCCCCGCAUCGCGGGCGGAGGAGAAGAAGUGGCCUGCUCGCGUACUCGUUUGGCCAUUUUAACCUCCUCCUGAGCCUUCGCGUUCAUGGUGGUGGUAGUGGUGACGCUUGAAACUUUUUCGGCCUGGCGAGCUAACGGUUCGUUUCCUGGGUGCUUCUUUGUCCAAGCGAAACGCCAAGCCUGAGGCAUUGAAACUCCCAGCUCCAUCCUCAUGGGAAUGAUGACAGCAUCUUCGUAUCCAAUCUCUCAUGAAGCUUCCAAUUAUGAUGAGGUCUCUAUGCAGCAGAGCUUGCUCUUCUCGGAUAGUCUCAAGGAUUUAAGAAAUCUGAGGACACAACUAUACUCAGCAGCUGAGUAUUUUGAAAUGUCAUAUACCAAUGAUGACCAAAAACAAAUAGUGGUAGAAACAUUAAGAGAUUAUGCCAUAAAAGCUCUUGUGAAUACUGUGGAUCACUUAGGUUCUGUUACUUACAAGGUUAAUGAUCUCCUUGAUGAAAAGGUUGAUGAGGUUUCUGGCACAGAGUUUCGUGUAUCUUGCAUUGAGCAGAGACUUCGAACAUGCCAAGAGUAUAUAGAUCGUGAGGGCCGCUCCCAGCAGUCUCUGGUUAUCGAUACCCCCAAGUACCACAAGCGGUAUAUUUUACCAGUUGGAGAGACAAUGCGCGGUUCUGAUGGUAGUAAAUUAAAGUAUGGUUGCAGCCUGGAUGAUGAGGAUGACUGGCAUCAGUUUAAACAUGCUAUCCGAGCCACCAUAACAGAUACUCCUACUCAGUCUAUUCCCAGUAAAGGUCGCUCUCCAUCACCAUCUCCUCGACCUCCUCAGCGAUCUGGAAUGUUUUCUUUUACCUCCACCAUGCCUAAAAAAGAAUUAGAUAAACGGACAGUGUCACCAAACCGAUUCCCACUCUUGCGUUCCGGAUCACUCUCAAGCAGACAGGGGACUCCGAACUCGAGUCGGCCGACUACCCCCAACCCUAGUAGGCCAACCACUCCAAAUCUUUCUAUUGUAGGUCGUCAAGUAAGUUAUCCUUCAGAGCCGAGAAAAUCUUCUUCAAUGCGAUUGCAUGCCGAGAAGGAGAAUGGUAAGGGGAUCGAUCGACACCCCAGCAAAAGUAAACGUCUACUCAAGGCUUUGCUUAGUCGCCGCAAGUCGAAGAAGGAUGACAUGCUAUAUACUUACUUGGAUGAAUAUUGAGGGAUAGAGGAUCAUGAAACAAAGAAAGGGCACAGAUGCAGAGGAAGGAGUAUCCAAUUGAUUUUUCUUCCUUUUUUUCUUCUUUUUCUAAGCCAUGUCCUUGUCUGAUAAAUUUAUUUUUCCAGCAAUGAUUUUUGGGUUUUCACAAUCACGGUAUGUAGCAAUCAGUUUUCUUAUGUAUGCUUACAGCACAGCCUCGUGUUAUGGUAUGUUGCCUCUACAAUUUUACAUGACCACCCAAUGAGCAGUUCCUUUUUGUAAGUAUCACCGUUACAUCA
Messenger RNA from Syzygium oleosum, 1632 nucleotides. RefSeq names its product protein ABIL2-like. The transcript has 10 exons. The record is from RefSeq and is a predicted model, not a curated record. The coding region runs from base 371 to 1354 and encodes 327 amino acids. NCBI's taxonomy places the organism in Eukaryota, Viridiplantae, Streptophyta, Magnoliopsida, Myrtales, Myrtaceae.